UACAGUAGGAGUAGCAUCAGUACUAACAGAUACAUCUGAGCUGAAGUCUGAGAGACCCCGAGAGAGAGAGAGAGAGAGAGAGAGAGAGAGAGAGAGGGAGAGAGGGAGAAUGAGGCUCAGCACUGACUUCUCCAGCAGGGAGACCUACACAAUGAGGUGUCUAAUUCCACUGUGUGUGUUGAUAUUACAAGUGGGCCAAAGUAGGAGCCAAUCAACAGGUCAUGUAACUACUAUCUCAACAACAGUGGCCCACAAUAGGAGCCAAUCAACAGCAGCGGAUUUAAAUAGAACCCAAUCAACAGCAGGUCAUGUAACUACUAUCUCAACAACAGUGGCCCACAAUAGGAGCCAAUCAACAGCAGCGGAUUUAAAUAGAACCCAAUCAACAGCAGGUCAUGUAACUACUAUCUCAACAACAGUGGCCCACAAUAGGAGCCAAUCAACAGCAGCGGAUUUAAAUAGAACCCAAUCAACAGCAGGUCAUGUAACUACUAUCUCAACAACAGUGGCCCACAAUAGGAGCCAAUCAACAGCAGCGGAUUUAAAUAGAACCCAAUCAACAGCAGGUCAUGUAACUACUAUCUCAACAACAGUGGCCCACAAUAGGAGCCAAUCAACAGUAGCGGAUUUAAAUAGAAUCCAAUCAACAGCAGGUCAUGUAACUACUAUCUCAACAACAGUGGCCCACAAUAGGAGCCAAUCAACAGCAGCGGAUUUAAAUAGAACCCAAUCAACAGCAGGUCAUGUAACUACUAUCUCAACAACAGUGGCCCACAAUAGGAGCCAAUCAACAGCAGCGGAUUUAAAUAGAACCCAAUCAACAGCAGGUCAUGUAACUACUAUCUCAACAACAUCAGCGGAUUUAAAUAGAACCCAAUCAACAGGUCCCUUUUACCCAUAUGGAACUGGAGACAUUGUAAAUGCACGGAUAGAUGAUGGAAGUUCAUCACUUAUUGUUCUUCAGCAAGCAUUUAUAUAUUUUGGAAGCUCAUACAACCAAGUGUUUGUGAACAACAAUGGCCAUCUAACCUUUGAUCAAGCUUGGUACAGUUACACUCCCUACCAAUUCCCUGUGAAUGGUGGACGAGACAUAAUUGCUCCAUUUUGGACCGACAUUGAUAAUCGUGGAAACGGUGUCAUCUCAUAUCAUCAGUUCACUUCGGGCAGUGUUCUGACUCAAGCUACUCAAAACAUAAAUCAGUAUUUCCCCCAGCUGAGUUUCAGUGCUACUUGGGUCUUUGUCGCAACAUGGGAUAGAGUAGCCUACUAUCCGUUUACUAAUACGGAAACAUCUUUCCAAGUAGUUUUGAUUUCCAACGGCCAUUAUUCAUUUAUUCUGAUGAACUAUGGUGUGAUUGCUCCAACAACCCGGAAUGUGCAGGCUGGUUAUGACACAGUUGACUCCAGCUACUAUUUCUCAAUUCCUGGGUCAUUUCAAUACAACUAUCAAAGUUUUACCUAUAGCAGCAAUGUGAAUGUCCCAGGCAGAUGGGCUUUCCGUGUAGAUCAAGGAUCACGGGGCUGUCAGUUUAAUGGUAACUUUGUGCAACUAGGUGCCAUAUUCUGGACAGAUAACACUUGCCAGCGUAAAUGCACUUGCACCCGCAGUGGUCUCCAGUGCAUCUCACAGCCAUGUACAUUUGCUCAAGCUUGUCGACAGACUGCUUUACAGUAUAGCUGCCAAAAUGUACAACGCCGAACUUGUACUAUUUCUGGAGAUCCCCACUACUAUACAUUUGAUAAUCAAAUCUUUCACUUUCAAGGAACCUGCACUUACAUCUUGUCUGAGGCCUGUGUCAACAGCUUGCCUUACUAUCGCAUUGAAGGAAAAAAUGAGCAUCGAGGCAGUGCACAUGUGUCCUGGACACGCCUGGUCAGGGUAUUUGUCUAUGACGAGAUACUGGAAUUAGUAAAAGAUCAUCCAUAUGAGGCCAAGGUGAAUGGAACCUUCGCAGCAACACCUUUCAGUCUUCGCAAUGGCACUAUUCAAGUUUAUCAGUCAGGUUUUUCUAUUGUAAUCAGUACAGCAUUUGGACUAGUUGUUACAUAUGAUGCAUAUUCAUAUGCAACCAUCAAUGUGCCUUAUGACUACCAAAAUGCCACAUGUGGCCUGUGUGGUAACUUCAACUACCAACCAGAUGACUUUCGCACACCUUCAGGAGAAAUCCUAAGCUCAGACGUGGGCUUUGGAGACUCCUGGAAGGCAGUGAGAGACACAGAUCCUGGCUGUCAGAUUAGAGGGUGCUCAGGUCUGGCAUGUGCAGGUUGUACAACAUAUCAGAGCAACCUUUACAGUAACUCAGACCACUGUGGAAUCUUGGGAGAUGCUAGUGGUCCUUUUGCCAGUUGCCACUCUAUUCUGUCACCACACACAUUUUUAGACAGCUGUGUCUACGAUCAAUGUGUGGGUGGUGGAUACCAACCAAUUCUGUGUCGAUCAAUCGGUGUUUAUGCUACACAGUGUCAACAGCGGGGCAUACAGCUAGGUCAAUGGAGAAGAACAGGAUUUUGUGAAUUGCCAUGCCCGGAGCACAGUCACUAUGAGUUCCAGGGAACAAGCUGCCCAGCAACAUGCAGCAACCCUUCUUCACCUUUAAAUUGCACCUUACCAUAUCAGGAAAGCUGUAUCUGUGAUGCAGGUUAUGUCCUAAGUGGAGGUACAUGUGUUCAUCAAAGUAACUGUGGCUGCACUUUUAAUGGACUUUAUUAUGUUGAGGGUCAAUCAGUGGUAUUGGACAAUGACUGUGGCAGGCUAUGCACCUGCAGCAACAUGGUAAUGACCUGCCAACAUCAUCAAUGUGGUCCACAGGAGGUGUGUACCAUCAAUAAUGGUGUAAGGGGCUGCAGACCUACCAGUUACGCCACCUGUUGGGUUGACCGUCUAGGCUCAUAUCACACCUUUGAUGAAGUAGAUUUCAGGUAUCAAGGAGCCUGUGAACUCAUCCUCACCAGAGUUAAUGAAUCAUCACCACUACCUAACUUUGCGGUAACACUGCAGAGAGUCCCCAUGGGUCCUAUUGGGUUUUCUAAGAUCCUGAGAUUUGAGGCAGGGGGAUUUCAGAUAUCUCUAGAAAUGAGAGAAGGAGGAAAUAUACAGGUUGAUGGACGCUUAGUUGCUCUACCCUACAGUGUUGGCAAUGGUCAAAUCCUUAUCUAUCAUAGCAGUGUGAACAGUAUAAUUAUGGAAACUUCAUUUGGGGUAACUGUAAGGUCUGACUGGUCGCACCUAAUUAGAAUCACAGCACCCAACACCUACACUGGUGCACUUACUGGUCUGUGUGGGAAUUUCAAUGGAAACUUAGAGGACGAGUUUUAUGGCCCUGGUGGAGUCUUAUUAAAUAGUUCACAGGAGUUUGGGGAUAGCUGGAGAAAUGGAUCUCUUUCAGCCUUCUGCAUAGACUCAAAUGUACAACCAGGAGAGAGCAGCAGCAACUUCACUGAACACUGCAACAUCAUGGCUUCUCGAGAUGGACCAUUUGCUCAAUGCCAUAGCAUCCUGGACCCUCAGAUUUGGAUAAGAAAUUGCAGAGACAAUUUGGGACAGACCCAUGGUGCCAGAGAAUCCAUGUGUGAGGCUCUACGAGCCUACGCUGUACUCUGCCAGCAAAGUGGCGUCAGUGUAGGAGAAUGGAGAAAUAUCACCAACUGUGCUUUCCAGUGCCCAGCCUACAGUCACUAUGAGGAAUAUUCAUGCCCUGCAGCCUGUCCUAGUCUGUCUUUUCCAUUCCCUUGUACCCGGCUCUGCCAGGAGGGAUGCCAGUGUGAUAAUGGGCUAGUGCUAAGUGGAGACCAGUGUGUCCCCCCUACGGGUUGUGGGUGCUUUCAUGAAGGCCGCUACAGACAGAGUGGCGAGCAGUUCUGGUUUGGUCAGCAGUGCCAGUUCCAUUGUGUCUGUGAUGGGACAUCAGGUUUUGUCAACUGUAGUUCAUCAUCUUGCCAAGAUCAUGAAAUAUGCCAUGUCAUUGACGGAGAAUAUGGCUGCCAUCCUCGACCCAGUGCCACAUGCUCUGCUUCAGGGGACCCCCAUUACACUUCUUUCGAUGGACAUAGAUUUGACUUCCAGGGCACAUGCCACUAUACACUGGCAACUGUAUGUAAUGAUACUCUAGGACUACCAUAUUUUCAAGUCAUUGCACGAAAUGAAGCAUGGAAUGGACUCUCAGUGUCAAUCACUGUGGAAGUUUAUGUCAAUGUUUCAGGACACCUGGUACAUGUUUCACAUGACAUGUAUGGCACAGCUGAGAUUGACAGUGAAACCAGGAAUCUUCCUGCUGUUCUCGACUCUGGCCGUGUGUCAGUUUCCUCCAGUGGAAGAAAUACAUUUAUUACAACUGACUUUGGCCUAAGUGUGAGCUAUGAUGGCUCUUGGGUAGUUCUAAUCACAGUUCCAGGGAAUUACAGUGGAGCCACAUGUGGCCUCUGUGGUAACUUCAAUGGUGACAGCAAUGAUGAUUUCCGUUUGCAAUCUGGCAGGCUCAGUUUUUCUGCUGCAGAGUUUGGAGCUGACUGGAAAGUGGGGAAUGAAACAAGAUGUGAUGGUGGAUGUGGAGACUCCUGCCCAUCAUGCCAAAACCCCUCUAGAGCACAGUCUCUGUGUGGAAUCAUAACAGACAAUCAGGGACCUUUGAGUUUUUGUCAUGCUGAUGUUGAUCCACUUGCCUAUUAUAACGACUGUGUCUUUGAUCUAUGCCUGUCUGAGCACAGAAACGAUGUACUGUGCCGAUCCAUUGAGACAUAUGUUAGUGCCUGCCAGUCUGCCAAUGUCAGGAUUUAUCCCUGGAGAGAAAAUACAACAUGUCGCAUAAUCUGCCCUGCGAACAGUCACUAUGAGCUGUGUGGCUCUGACUGUGGUCAUACCUGUACCAGCAGCAUAAAUGUCACAUGUGAGAGAACAUGCAGAGAGGGUUGUUUCUGUAAUGAAAGCUUUGUAAGGAGUGGAAGCAACUGUGUGCCUGUAGAGCAAUGUGGUUGCUCGUAUAACGGAUUCUACUUCCAGAUUGGUGAACAGUUCUGGACUGAACAUUGUUUACAACACUGUGAGUGCUUAGGAGCCAAUAACUUGCACUGCAUCUCCACCCCCUGCUCUUCCACUGAGGAGUGUGUGAUCAGGAAUGGUAGACUUGGCUGCUACAGUCAAAUGUCAACUUGCAUGGUCACAGGAGAUCCUCAUUAUUAUACCUUUGAUGGCAAUGUGGCCCACUUUCAGGGUACUUGUUCAUAUGAGAUUUCUCAGACAUGUGGGAAUGUCUCUGACAAUGGUCUACAAUUCAGAGUGGUGGCAACCAACAUGCAUCGUGGGAGCACAGUUGUGUCCUUUGUCUCUGUAGUAGAUUUGUGGCUAACUAAACAACAAGAGCAAACACAAAUUACAAUUGGAAAAAACAGGAAAAUAAAGGUUAAUGGGAAUGCAGUGAAUUCAUCUACUUAUCAAAUCAGUAACCUUGCAGAAAUAUAUCAGAAGCAGAAUUUUAUAGUUGUGAAUGCAUCGCAUGAGCUCAUGGUCUACUUUGAUGGUCAGUUUACACUAUUGGUGAGAUUGGGCCCAAGCUUCCAUGGGUCUGUGUGUGGGAUGUGUGGUAACAAUAAUGGAGAUCCUACAGAUGACAAGACCCGACCAAAUGGAGAACGUGCACAGAAUGAUAUUGCUUUUGGCAACAGCUGGAAAUCAAACACAAGUGGCCCAGGAUGUGGUGCUAGUGACCAGCCUGUUAAUGCUAAUGACUGCCCCUUCAGAGAGGAGUACUCUGCACUCUGUAACAUCAUCACCAACACCAGUGGACCAUUCCAACAUUGCCAUUUCCGUAUCAGCCCUGAAUCCUACUUCAAUUCCUGUGUAUAUGACUUAUGUGCUUACCCAGAGUCAUUGGGACAAGACUUGCUGUGUUCAGCUGUGGAGGCUUAUGAUGCUGCUUGCACUAUGCUGGAGCUCAUGAUCCCAAACUGGCGCUCUGAUCUGUCUUGCUCGAGAAUGGACCCCUGUGAAGAUCUACACUGUACUGAGGAUGAGUGGUGUGGGGAGAAAGAUGGCAACUAUGGUUGCUUCUGUAACGAAAAUUAUCUCAGACAAAAUCCCGAUAGUUAUGACUCUAUUGAAAUAUGUGAGAGCAGCUCUGGCAACAUGUCUCUGUCACGCUGUCAGCUGUUUGAAGCUGGUUUUCUUGCUAACAACCUCCAUUUACAUGACCCCAACUGCAAUGGAACAAUCCAAGAUGGCAGACUGGUGUUUCACUUUGAUAAUGAUGACCACAUCUGUGGUACAAAUCUCACGGCCAAUGGUACCCAUUUCAUUUAUGAGAACAUAAUCCAAGGAGAGGUGGGCUCAACAACAGGCUCUAUUCACAGAAACAAAACACUGGAACUUAGCUUCUCCUGCAUCUACAAGCUUAGCGAGUCAUUGAGCAUGGACAGAGAGAUAAAUCCUAUUCAGAGCAUCGUGCACAAGACUCUUCCAGGUAAAGAGGGAAUGUACCAGAUCAAGAUGAUUCCCUAUAAGGAUUCUAGCUUCUCCCACCCUUACAAUGGCAGGGUAAAUAUAGAGGUGGGAGAGCAAAUCUACAUACGCGUCUUUGUUCAAGGAGUGGACAACCGUCAGCUUGCCACAGUGAUCGAUUCUUGUUGGGCUACACCAGUAAAUCAGAGGAACUAUUCUGUUCGCUGGGACCUUAUUACAGGAAAGUGUCCUAAUCCAAACGAUGCUACGGUGAAGAUUCUAGAGAAUGGAGUCUCUACAACUGGACGAUUCUCCUUUAAGAUGUUUUCUUUUAAUGAAGAUGAAUCUAGGGUUUUCCUUCACUGCAACAUUGACCUUUGUCUUCUAAGAAAUCAUAACUGUGCAACGCGUUGUUUCCCUGGAUACCACCACCGCUCAGGCAGGUCUUUGGGCACCCAUGAUAGUGCCUCCAUCUCCAUGGGGCCUUUUAUCCGGACCACCCAAAAAAGAGAUGUGUAGGACCAAGAGGAAAUGAAAAAGUCUUUCACUGGAUUUUCUGAGCAUCCAGAUCAUUAUGCUGUGUUUCUAUGACUUCUGAAUCAUAAAGCAAUAUUAAUCAUUAAUUAUCCUAUUAGUAAAUCAAUUAAAUUAUGUCUUUAUAUGUAUCUCAUGAUUAACUAAAAUAAUUCUGCACUAAUCCUGAAAAUGUUUCUGGUUUGUUUUAAAAUUUUAAUAAACUUCUACCUGUAUGCAUUA
Tachysurus vachellii is the source of this 7186-nucleotide messenger RNA. Its product is annotated as alpha-tectorin-like. Gene Ontology annotation, biological process: cell-matrix adhesion. The coding region runs from base 110 to 6949 and encodes 2279 amino acids. Gene Ontology annotation, molecular function: protein binding. The record is from RefSeq and is a predicted model, not a curated record. The transcript has 49 exons. NCBI's taxonomy places the organism in Eukaryota, Metazoa, Chordata, Actinopteri, Siluriformes, Bagridae.